UUUGAGUGGCGGCCAUAUUGCUUCUCCGCGCUGGUUGAAGGAGAGAGGGUAAAAGAUGAAGGGGAUCCGGGGAAUCAGUCAUUUAACAAGACGCUACUAUGCGGCUGCCAGAACGGGCCAGUCCCUUGUCCAGCCCUUAGCUGGCCUCAAGCUCUCUCCUCCUGUGGCUGCGCACUCUUACCAGGAUGUGCAUGUGACCAGACUGCCCAGUGGACUGGUGAUUGCCUCACUUGAGAACUACUCCCCAGCCUCCAAGAUCGGAGUAGUUGUCAGGGCCGGCUGUCGCUAUGAGACUCCAGAGAACCAGGGGGUCACUCAUCUCCUCCGACUCGCUUCCAACCUGACAACCAAAGGAGCUUCAGCGUUUAAGAUAUGCCGUGGUGUCGAGGCAGUGGGAGGCAGCCUGAGCGCGACUUCAACCAGAGAGGAUAUGACGUACACCGUCGACUGCUUGAGAGAUGACGUUGACACAGUGAUGGAGUAUUUGAUCAACGUUACGACCGCCCCAGAGUUCCGUCCAUGGGAGGUGUCAGACCUCACGCCCAGAGUGAAGCUUGACAAAGCCAUCGCUGCCCAUAACACUCAGAUAGUUGUGCUUGAAGCUCUGCAUGAAGCGGCCUACAAGAAUGCCCUGUGCAACUCUCUGUACUGUCCAGACCACAUGGUUGGCAAGAUCCAGUCUGAACAUCUGCACCAGUUUGUCCAGAACAACUUCACAAGUGCACGUAUGGCUCUCGUAGGACUCGGUGUUGACCAUGCUGUGCUGAAGCAAGUUGGAGAGCAGUUCCUCAACAUCCGCAGUGGAGCAGGAACCACAGGAGCCACAGCUCAGUAUCGUGGAGGUGAGGCCCGUCUGGCCAGCACCGGCAGCAGCCUGCUCCACUCAGCUGUGGUGAGCCAGUCAGCAGCAGUGGGCAGCAGCGAGGCUCUGGCCUUCAGUGUCCUGCAGCACGUCCUGGGAGCUGGUCCACAUGUCAAGAGAGGCUCCAGCACCACCAACAAAUUGGUCCAGGGGGUUUCCAAGGCAACCACUGAUCCAUUUGAUGUCAGUGCUUUCAACACGAGCUACUCUGACUCUGGUCUGUUUGGCAUUUACACCAUUUCCCAGGCUGCAGCUGUUGGUGAUGUGCUAAAGGCCGCUCUUGCUGAGGUGAAAGCUGUCGCUGAUGGUGGAGUCACAGCUGCUGACCUCACUCGAGCCAAGGCCCAGCUGAAGGGACAGUUGCUGAUGUCUCUGGAGACCCCAGAGGCUUUGCUGGAGGCCAUGGCCGCUCAGGCACUGACUGCUGGUUCCUACACGUCACCAGAGGAAAUCACCAAAAACAUCGACAAUGUCUCCCUGACUGAUGUUGCUAACGCUGCCAGCAAAUUUGUGUCCGGCAAGAAGACCAUGGCGUCCUGCGGCAACCUCGUGAAGACGCCUUUUGUGGACGAGAUCUGAAGCUCCUCCCAAUUAUUCUAACUUAAAAAUGGCAAAGCAGAUUUUGUCCCUUCUGACAUUUUUGUCAAAAAGACACCAGAGAUCAUCAUCAUCACCUUUUAUCCUUUACUUCUGUUCUAAACAAAACAAAGUCAUGACACCACUGUGUCUUUAUCUGUGUUGUAACAGUGAUGCUCCCUCCUGAGACGUCACAUCAUGACAUUGUGUUCCACUCAUGUGACCACAUUUACUGUAUAGCUGAUGUAAAAUAAUGAUAAUAAAAUCUAUCAAACUUA
Molecule: messenger RNA, 1716 nt
Organism: Solea senegalensis (Senegalese sole)
Lineage: Eukaryota; Metazoa; Chordata; Actinopteri; Pleuronectiformes; Soleidae
Gene: uqcrc2b
Product: cytochrome b-c1 complex subunit 2, mitochondrial
Exons: 14
Coding region: 56-1441 (461 amino acids)
Cellular component (GO): mitochondrion
Molecular function (GO): metal ion binding
Source: RefSeq, a predicted model, not a curated record